This is a messenger RNA of Anopheles moucheti, 815 nucleotides long. RefSeq names its product RING finger protein narya-like. Gene Ontology annotation, molecular function: SUMO transferase activity. The record is from RefSeq and is a predicted model, not a curated record. Gene Ontology annotation, biological process: reciprocal meiotic recombination; homologous chromosome pairing at meiosis; protein sumoylation. Lineage: Eukaryota; Metazoa; Arthropoda; Insecta; Diptera; Culicidae. The transcript has a single exon. Gene Ontology annotation, cellular component: synaptonemal complex. The coding region runs from base 50 to 547 and encodes 165 amino acids.
CCGAAACCAGUCUUCGUGCUAUUAAAUUAACGUGAAUAGGAGCUACAAGAUGUUUGUGUUUUGUGAACUGUGUCACGAACAGCGAACAACGGGCGAGCUAGAAUUCUACAUAACAACUUGUAGCCACAUAUUCUGUCGAAAAUGUUCAUCAAUCGCGAAGGAGUGCCCGGUUUGUGCGAAACUGUGCAGAAUUAUGCUAAUGAAUAAGGACUUGCCAUUGAAAGUGAAGGAGUGCUUCAUGAACCAGGAAGACCAACUGGGUAAAAUAGGGAAAAUCUAUCAAUUCCAAAAUAGCAAAAUGGAUCACUUUAUAGAAGCGAACUGGAGUGUAUUCAAGGAGUACGAAACUAGAAAACAACGCUUUCAGAAGUUGGAGAAAAUGUAUGAAGCAUACAAAAAAGGAAUCGAUGAGGAACAAAAUCUUAUCAUUCAGUUGCAACAAAAGCAAAAGGAAGACGUAAAACACGGUAACGAAGCAAACUUUGAAGAUAACGCUAAAGAAGAUUUCUUUCAAAAUGCGACUACUAGCCGUGCACCACGAUUCUAGUUCUGAAACGUUGUUGGACAAAUCCUUUGAUAUUGUUAAACUUAGUAAACAUUAAAAGCCAAAGUUACAAACAAAACAUUGCGUUGCAUACGAUUGAAAGCAUUUUUUUAAUAAGAUUUUGUCCAUUCCAUCCGGUAUUGAAGUUUAGUGUAGCAAGUGAUACGAAAGAAGGAGUAAGAGAGAGAGCCUAGUAAAAAAAACCUUGGUAUAGCUUCACUGUAUUACACAGUCCAGGUGAAUAUUAGCGUGGAUUCCGACAGAAAAUUCA